Molecule: messenger RNA, 3703 nt
Organism: Agrilus planipennis (emerald ash borer)
Lineage: Eukaryota; Metazoa; Arthropoda; Insecta; Coleoptera; Buprestidae
Product: ubiquitin-protein ligase E3B
Exons: 13
Coding region: 149-3433 (1094 amino acids)
Biological process (GO): ubiquitin-dependent protein catabolic process; protein polyubiquitination
Molecular function (GO): protein binding; ubiquitin protein ligase activity
Source: RefSeq, a predicted model, not a curated record
ACUUUUAAUAACACAAAAGUUAGGUUAGCUGUUAUCAGGACGUGUAAAAAUUAUCUGGAGAGCAAUAAACAAAAACAAUGCGAAUCACUUGAACUGCAUCAGAGUUAUAAUAUGUUACGCAGCAUUUAUCUGACAAGUAUCGUUCAAAAUGUUUAGUAAAGGCGAAGACGCAAAGACGUCAUUCCUCGAACAGACCAAAGCAGCUCGAGAAGAAAGAGCACUUGAAAAAAAGAAGGAACAAUCGGCUGUAUUAUUACAAGCUCAUAUCCGGGGAUGGCUUGCAAGAAUAAAAUUCACGAAUUAUAUACUAAACGAUUUUGAUGUUAUUGUUCCUGAUGUACCCGAAGAUAAAGUAAAUUUAACGUCUUUUACUCCCAGUAUUGAGAUCUAUCAAAAGGUCAGGCUAUUUUUGUUAAUAUGGAAAAAAGAAAGAGACAAGGAGAGAUUUGCAAAACUCUGCAGGUAUAUGAUAGCAUCACUUGAUAGCAAUUCACCGAAAUACAGCUAUGUUGGAAUAGCUUUGAACAAAAACCAUGUGAUACAUUGGAUCUCACAUAUGAAUGAUAUCCUGUGGAAAUGUUGUGAUUAUUUAGAUGACUUAAAGCCAGAAUAUGCUAGUGACAUGAAAUUUGUCUUAUUAUACUUACACAUGUUGGUAUCUUUUACAAGUACAAGCACUUGGGUAAUUUUGAAAAAUAAGAACAUAGAACAAUUCAAGCCUGGCAUGAGUAAAUUUUGUGCAAAUUUUAUGGGACAGCUUUUUCAUAGAGGAUUUUAUUUAACUCUUAAGGGUCUUUUAAUUAAGGGAUUGAGUAGAUUAAGAAUUGUUUUUAAGGCAGCAUCCUUGUCAGCAAUUAUUACUUUAGCUUUAAGACCACUUAUUGCCGCAGACUUUUCUGACAAAUUUAUGACCAUGUUUUUAAUACAAAUAUUAUCCGUGCCUGGUAUUAUUCAACAUUUACAAACAGUGACACCAGACAGUAUUACAGUUUUAGUAACAAAUAAAAUUUUUCUAAGAAGCAUUGAACUUUUAUCUAAUCAGCAAGCAAUGAGAAUAGUUUUUAAUACACUUGAAGGAAACUAUGCACUUUGUCUCCUUGCAAAUAUAACACAAUUAGGAUAUAUAGAAAGAGACACUACAUUGAAGGAAAUCUGUUUUCCUUCAUUUACAGUAGUUGUCACGGGUCUACUAGAGAGUUGUCAACAUUAUGUUGUUGUAAAACAGUCAAAUUUGACCCAUUGGCAUCCAGUUUUAGGAUGGUUUGCUCAACCAAUGGAUUCAGCACUUCAUGCAGCAAUUCCUCAUGUAAAAAUGCAACUUCAUCUGUUAUGGAAUUCAGAAAUAGUUAACAUUCUUUUGGGAAAAUUUUUAUCAUCUCUGGUGAAGAACUUGGAAGCACCUCAUGCUCCAGGAGGUUCUUCAGGACACAGCAAUCAUUUUUCAGGGACAAAUUUUCUGAGAAGAGCUCUCGAUUCAAGGGUUAAUAAAACAAACACUCAAAAGAGCUACAGAUCUCUCGGCAGUCCUGAAGUACACAGAGUAGUAUUGAUGUGUUCCUUAUACCAUACAGCUUUACACACUUUAACCCAGUUGAAAUUAGACAUAUUAACUGGUUUGUGCUAUAGAGAUAGGUUUCUUUAUGAUCUCUGGUUAUUUUUAUGUUCCCUUGGACCAAAUUGUGGCUUAAAGACUUUUUUAGAUCAUCUAGCUGUUAAUACCAAAUGUACUGCACCUGAGUUCCAAAUGCUACAACUUUUUUCUGAUUGUAUGACCCAUUAUGUGACAAUUUUAGAUGACAUGGAAUUGUAUGAGCAGCAAAACCCUUUCAAACUCAGCGAUUUUGUUAUCUUAUCCAAUUUUCUCAAUAUUUUCCUUUACAAAAUAGUUAUAGGAAGUUUAAUAGGUAAACAAUUUUUAUCGUUAAUCAAAUUCUUAUUGUGUGGUAUACAUAUGUGUAUGUUUGUUCCAGAUUUGAAGUCUAUUCAAAGUAAUCAACUUUUCCAGUCCCUUCACACAUUACUAAUUGUGCUGUACAAAAGGGAUUGUAGAAGAAGAUACACACCUCUUGGACAUUGGCUAAUUAAGGAAAUCAAAGUCUCUUCAUUCAUGGUUGAUUUAGAAAAAGGACGGAGAGCACAGCAAAUCUUACUGCAGACGAUGCCUCAUAUUAUACCACAUGAAGAUAGAGUUAGACUAUUCCGAAAAUACAUUAUUAAUGAGAAAACGGUUUUAGGGCUGACAGAAUCUGCAUGUGCUUCUCCUCAGUCAACACUUAUUACCGUCCACAGAUCUCGAAUAGUUGAGGACGGUUACCGCCAACUGGCUCUUAUCCUUCCUCAAAAUCUUAAAGGUGUUAUUCGUGUACGUUUUAUUAACGAACAAGGUUUAGACGAGGCUGGUAUUGACCAAGAUGGAGUAUUUAAAGAAUUCCUUGAAGAAAGCAUUAAAAAGGUCUUUGACCCAGGACUAAAUCUUUUUAAAAUAACCAGUGAAGAGCGUUUAUAUCCCUCUCCCACGUCCUAUUUACAAGAAAAUCACUUGCAACUGUUUGAAUUUGUUGGUAGGAUGUUAGGAAAGGCUGUGUACGAAGGGAUCGUGGUCGACGUGCCCUUUGCGUCUUUUUUUUUAAGUCAAGUUCUGGGCCAAACUGCGCAGGCUUUGUACAGUUGUGUGGAUGAACUACCAUCUCUAGAUGCCGAUCUUUAUAGGAGCUUAAACUAUAUUAAACACUAUGAAGGAGAUGUGUCCGAGUUGGACCUUUCCUUUACUGCAGAUGAAGAUUGUUUGGGAAAACUAGUCACCCACGAACUGAUACCUGGAGGAAAAGCCGUAUCAGUUACCAACGACAAUAAAAUAAAUUACAUUCAUCUAAUGGCUCACUUUCGAAUGCAUGUUCAAAUUAAAGACCAGACAGCGGCUUUUAUAAGAGGUUUCAGGUCCAUUAUAAGUCCUGAAUGGUUAUCGUUAUUUUCAACCCCAGAGCUUCAACGUUUAAUUUCGGGCGAUAAUGUUCCACUAGAUUUAAAAGAUUUAAGAAAACACACACAAUAUUACGGGGGUUUCCAUGACUCUCACAGGGUCGUUAAUUGGCUCUGGGAUAUACUUGAUAAAGACUUUUCAGAUGAAGAGAAGGGAAUGUUCCUUAAGUUUGUAACAAGUUGCUCGAAGCCCCCUUUGUUAGGUUUUGCCCAUCUGGAACCGCCCUUUUCCAUUAGAUGUGUUGAAGUUGGAGAUGAUGAGGAUACGGGAGACACAAUUGGCAGUGUUAUUCGUGGGUUUUUCACUAUAAGAAAGAAAGACCCGCAAAAUCGUUUGCCAACAUCUUCCACGUGCUUUAAUCUUCUCAAAUUGCCAAAUUACCAAAAGAAAAGUACACUUCGUGAAAAGUUAAGAUAUGCAGUCUCGUGCAAUACAGGAUUUGAAUUGUCUUGAUUCUCCUUUUUCUGUAUUAUUGCCGAUUAUUGUAUGUACUUUAAUGAAUGUGAUAUAUUAAUUAAUUUUAUUAUUAUUACAACGUUAAUUUAUCUUUAUGACCAUGCAUGCAUAUUGAUCAGUUUUCAUGUUUUGUUUAGUAGUACAAAUUAAAAGUUUGCAUAAACUGGUAAGUUUCUAAAACUAGCAUAUCACUUUUAUAUUAUUAUACAUUUAUAUAAAUAAACAAAACUUGUAAGGAUUUACAUGUGUACAUGGGUACUAAUGAAA